Molecule: messenger RNA, 504 nt
Organism: Cucurbita pepo subsp. pepo (vegetable marrow)
Lineage: Eukaryota; Viridiplantae; Streptophyta; Magnoliopsida; Cucurbitales; Cucurbitaceae
Product: phosphatidylinositol 4-phosphate 5-kinase MSS4-like protein
Source: RefSeq, a predicted model, not a curated record
AUGAAAAACAGCAUAAGAUGUUGCAUUUCUUGCAUUUUACCAUGCGGAGCUCUGGAUGUGAUUCGCAUAGUUCACUCCAAUGGCUUCGUUCAAGAAAUCACCGGCUCCGUCAGAGCUUCCGACGUCAUCAAAUCCCAUCCCAAACACGUCCUUAAAAAGCCCUCUUCCCCCUUUUCCGCCGCCGCCUCCACCGCCGCCGUCGUCCCGCCGGAAGCUGAGUUCCAACGCGGUAAGAUUUACUUCCUCAUGCCGCUCCCUCCCAACUCAGACAAAGCCCGUUCGCGAUCCUCCGCCGGAAGAAAGAAGAGAGAUAUUGCUAAUAACAACAGUACCACUCAUCACUCCGACCGAUCCGCCGCCGAAACCAAUCUCCUCCUUUCCGAUCAGUACCUCUCGGAAAUACUCUCCGAGAAGGUUUCCACCCACCGCGAACGGCGGCGCGGUCGUAUCGGCGUUUGGAGGCCUCACUUACAGAGUAUUUGCGAGUCGCCCGGUUCUAUCUAA